AUGCACGGCUAUAGCUCCUCAGAAGAGUCUGAUGACCCUCGCCGCCCUCGUCCCGUCCCGGCAUCAAACAACAACAACGACCAGAAGAAGAAGAAGAAGAAGAGGGCGCCUCCCCAGCCGUCCAUCAACCACAUAUGGAAGAGGUUCCAGGACAAGAAGUUUAACAAGGCACUCGCCGUUCUUCCUUUCGACCCUGUGCCGCCACCGGCGAGCUCCGAAAAGCCCAAUGAGCUGUUGACUGCCGGCUACGAGAGAGCCGCGGAAGAAUGCCGCCGCAAGGUCAGGAAGAUCAUACAGGAGUGCAGGAGAGUCAACAUGCGAUACCGAGACCCCGGCUGGGAUUUGGACUGGGAUCUGAAGUGGGAGAAAGGCCAUUGCCUCAACACCCUCGGCCACACGAAAUGGCAGCUCUCGAGGUCCACCCUCUCGAAUCCUAGCGCUUCCGUUCCCAAGGCCGUCAAGCGUGUCCAUGAGAUAUUCGAGAAGCCCACCUUCAUGAAGAAUAUCAACGGCGGCGACGUUAAACAGGGCAGUCUAGGAGACUGCUGGCUCAUGGCUACCAUGACUGCUCUCGCUAAUGUCGAGGGUGGCAUCGAGCGCACCUGUGUCGAAUACGACACCCGGAUUGGUAUUUACGGCUUCGUUUUCUACCGCGAUGGAGAAUGGAUUUACUCCAUCAUUGACGACAAGCUUUAUCUUAAAUCUCCCUGUUGGGAUUCGCCUAGCAUGCAAAGAGACCUCCUUCAGCAGAUUGAUCGUGAGGAUGUGGAACGGGUCUACCGCAAGACGUACCAGACCGGUUCCAAGGCGCUGUUCUUUGCUCAGUGCAAGGACCAGAACGAGACCUGGGUACCUCUACUUGAGAAGGCCUACGCCAAAGCCCAUGGCGAUUACGCCUCUCUGUCUGGUGGCUGGAUCGGCGAGGGCUUGGAAGACCUCUCCGGCGGUGUCACCACUGAGCUGCUUACCUCUGACAUCCUUGAUACCGAUGGUUUCUGGGAGAAUGAGCUUUCCAAAGUCAACGAGGAGUUUCUCUUUGGUUGCUCUACCGGUCUUCUCGACGGAGGCUACGGCGAAAGGGAGGGCAUAUCCGAGGGUCACGCGUACGUAAUCAUGGAAGCUAGGACGCUCAAGUCCGGAGAGCGCCUGAUCAAACUUCGAAACCCUUGGGGAAAGAUCCGCAAAGGCGUGUGGGAGGGCGCUUGGUCUGACGGGUCCAAGGAAUGGACCAUGGAGGUCCAGGAGGAGCUCGGCCACCAUUUCGGCAACGACUCCGUUUUCUGGAUCAACUACGACGAUUUCCUCCGCAAGUAUCAGCACAUCGACCGAACCCGGCUGUUCCGAGACCCCGCCUGGCGAUGCGCUCAACGCUGGAUCGGCGUCGACGUGCCCUGGAAGUCGCAGUUCAACGAGAAGUUCCAGAUCAAACUGACUAAAGACGGCCCCCUUUGUUUGGUUCUCUCUCAGCUUGACAACAGAUACUUCAAAGGGCUUCAGGGCCAAUACGUUUUCCGCAUCCACUUUCGCAUUCACGAGCGUGGCCGCCCUGGCGCCGAAGACUAUAUUGUGCGCUCCCACGGAAACUACCUUAUGGACCGAUCCGUAUCCAUUGAACUGCCGGACAUGCCCGCUGGAGAGUACAGCAUCUUCAUGAGCGUGACCGGCGAGAGGGACACCAGCUUGCCCUCUGUUGAAGCCGUCGUGAAGCGGGAGUGCCGAAAGCGGGUUGAGAACGAUAAGCUCGUUCAGGUCGGAUCCGCGUACGACCUGGCUCACAGCAAGGGCGCCGCGCACCUCGAAGAGGUUGCUCGUUUGCGCAAGGUUAAGGAGCAGCAGCGGGCGUCAGAGUCCCGCCAAAAGGAGCGUCGCAAGCUCUGGGAGAGGCGUCAUCUGAACCGCGAGAUUACCAAGAAGCAGACCAAGAAAAAUAAUGAGAAACGAGAUCGCAGAAGGGCCAAGGUCGAGGAAGAAGCCAAGAAGAAGGCUGAAGAAGCCAAAAAGAAGGAAGACGAACUAGCGGAGAAACACGCAGUUGCCGCGAAACAGGCAGAAGAAGCCAAGCAAAAGGUCGAAGAAGGAGCAAAGAAAGAUACAGAUGCCAAGACAAAAGAUGCAGCCGGGACGGAGAAGGAAGAGGAGACGAAGACGAUGGAGGCAGAGAAGCCCAAUGACAAGGCCGUUCAGACGAACGCUGUCAAGGAAGUGCCCAAGGAGGAUAAGCCUGAUCAGAAUGAGGCCGGCUCCUCCGAAGAGACUCAGAAGCCAACAGAGGUGACAAACGACAAGUCCGUUCCGGACAACAAUGCCAAAGACGGUGUGGAGGGUGACUCCAAAACAGAGUCCAAGGGCGAGCCCAAGAAAGAUGCUGCCAAUGAGAAGCCUGUCGCCCAGCCUGCACCAGCCCCAGCACCGGCCCAGAAGGUUGAAUACGACUCGGCUGACGAUUCAUCGGACUCGCCAAUCGAAGACUGGGAGGAGCUGUACAGUGAUGACGAUAUGGUCAGAAAGCCACGUCUUACUCCUUCAGGUCCACCCAAGACUCGCGACGAGCGCUACGAGUCUGAGGAGGAGGGGCUACCCGAUCCUUGGAACGCUAUCUGCAUCGUCGGUGUUCGCGUCUACUCCAUGGACGAAGACCUUGAGGUCCAUGUCGUCAUGGAGGGCGGCGAGCUUCUAGAGGGAGGUAUGGGCAAGAAGGGCGAAGCCGACCUCGACAACGCGCAGGUCAACGCUGGCGGAGAGCGUGAGAAGCUGGGAGCUGACAACAUCGUUAAUGGCGUCAAGGCCGAGUCUGCGAAGCCGCAAGACAAGACUGCGUCUGAGACCGUCGUCGCUGCCCCAGCAGACGGCAAAGAGUGUGACCAGAAGGACGGUGAUGACACGACCAAGGAGGCCAACGAAGACUCCAAAUCGGAGACCAGUGUCGAUUCAGACAGAAGCGCCAACACAGACAAGACGUUCGACUCCUCCGGGUACGACAAGAUGGACUCGGGAACCUCCACCCCCGAAGUGAUUGCCACACCCGAAGCGACACCCUUAGAAACCAACAAAGAGCUGUUCUAG
Messenger RNA from Colletotrichum navitas, 3063 nucleotides. Its product is annotated as calpain family cysteine protease. Bases 1 to 3063 code for a protein of 1020 amino acids. The transcript is spliced from 2 exons. Gene Ontology annotation, biological process: proteolysis. Gene Ontology annotation, cellular component: cytoplasm. The record is from RefSeq and is a predicted model, not a curated record. Gene Ontology annotation, molecular function: calcium-dependent cysteine-type endopeptidase activity. Lineage: Eukaryota; Fungi; Ascomycota; Sordariomycetes; Glomerellales; Glomerellaceae.